Molecule: messenger RNA, 6202 nt
Organism: Plodia interpunctella (Indianmeal moth)
Lineage: Eukaryota; Metazoa; Arthropoda; Insecta; Lepidoptera; Pyralidae
Gene: heph
Product: hephaestus
Exons: 18
Coding region: 969-2675 (568 amino acids)
Biological process (GO): regulation of RNA splicing; mRNA processing
Cellular component (GO): nucleus
Molecular function (GO): mRNA binding
Source: RefSeq, a predicted model, not a curated record
CGCGUUUAGUACACCGCUCACCGAGUGUCGGACGCUCGACUUCGCAGUCGGCGACAUUAGUAUUCUUCGUUUAUUUUCUUUUCUAUUCGUUUAAUUUGACGCACAGACAACCCGGCUUAUAAAUCAUGAAAAGUGUUAUCCCUGAAUGAGUUACUGGUGUUUGCAGUGUUUACCGGAAUUUUAUUUUGACAGUGUCACGUUCACGUGCGGAAUCAAAUUAUUACCGGUUCCGGAGUUUUCAAGUGUUUAUUAUACACACACGGCCUUCGUUCGCCACAGGUAGAGCCGGCUGAUAGUCAAAAAGGUUAUGUAGUGCCGGCUUUUGGGGAAUUCUCGUGGGAACAACUAAAGUUGUGGUCAUUCAGUGCCAGGAAAGUUCGGAUUUAUUCUAACAAGAUUCUGGUGGGGAAACAAGUGUGAAGUGCGUGUGCCGGUUGUGUUUGGUGGUGCUCCUAACUUAAACAUAACCUUAUUUUGAAAGGGGCGCGUGUUGCACGGGCAUGCGCAGUUGGGAUCAUCCACAUUAUUAAUAAGUGACCCAUAAUUUUAUAAACAAACAAUUGAUCGUGUGUGACGUGGUGUCGUGAAGCAUCGCUAAUCGGAGACGCACGAGUGGAGCCUCGGAGCCCGUGUGAAGUUCUUUUACUGUUGGAUUUCAAAUCCAGGAUUUCGUUCACCUGUGGGAUUUCUGAUUCACCUGCGCGCGCACGGGAAUUAUUUCUAAGGUUGGCGCAGCUAUGAUGUCCUGUCCCCUGCCACUGCCGCUGCUGCCGGCACUGCAUCCACAACCAGCGCUGGCUUCGGACUUCCCCAUACACAUUGGAAUAAAGGGUCCACUAUUGUCCUGAACGUCGAGCGAAGACAGUUAAAGACAUUAGUUUGUUAGUGUAAAAAAAAAGUGCCUCUAAUACUUGGUGUAAAUUUGGACCCAGCGUCCGGCGCUAUUGCUGACAGUCGUAUUCCGUGAAAUGGUCAAGAGAGGCUCAGACGAGCUUCUUUCGCAGAGUGGCGUCACCGUCAUGGCGCCCGCUGCUCCGCACCACGCCGACAAUAACAACCAGGAUUCUGCUGCGAAAAAGGUGAAACUGGAACAGAAUGUGGGCAAGCCUUCGCGUGUCAUCCAUAUACGGAACAUACCCAAUGAAACGACGGAGGCGGAGAUCAUACAGCUCGGCCUGCCCUUCGGAAGGGUCACCAAUGUUCUUGUGCUCAAAGGCAAAAAUCAGGCAUUUCUGGAAAUGGCAGAGGAGAUCUCGGCAGUGGCGAUGGUGGCAUACUUCGGCGGUUGCGUGGCGCAGCUGCGCGGGCGCGCUGUCUACGUCCAGUUCUCCAACCACAAGGAACUCAAGACAGACCAGACACACAGCAAUGCCUUGGCAAACAGGCAGGCUUUCGAUUCAACGUCGGCGUCGGCGCAGGCGGCGUUGCAAGCCGCGCAGGUGAUAUCAAACACCGCGGGCUCUGCGCUAGUGGCUGGCGCUGGCACGGCGCUGCAGCCAGCCAAUGGCGGCACAGAAAUACAGGGUGGCCCUAACACGGUGCUGCGCGUAAUCAUCGAGCACAUGCUAUACCCGAUAGUGCUGGACGUGUUGUACUCCAUCUUCCAGCGGUACGGCAAGGUGCUCAAGAUCGUUACCUUCACCAAAAACAACUCAUUCCAAGCCCUAAUCCAGUACCCAGACACUGUAUCAGCGCAAACGGCAAAAACGGCUUUGGAUGGACAGAACAUCUACAACGGCUGCUGCACACUGCGCAUCGACUACUCAAAGAUGACCUGUCUUAACGUGAAAUAUAACAACGACAAGUCCCGGGACUACACGAACCCGACCCUGCCUUCGGGCGACAGCGACGCGCACCAGCUGUUGACCAGUGAGUUGUUGCCACUGCGGGCACGCCUCGCGCUGGCCCUCGCUUCCAGGAUGAGCGGAGGAGUUCUGGCGCCGCAGUUCCUAGGCCUGGGCUCCGGCUUGGCCUCCCCGUACGGCGUUGGCGUUGGUGGCGUAGGACUGCCAGCCUUUGGGGCACUCACGCUCACCCCCGCCUCCCCAGCACUCCGCGCUCUCGCAGCUCCCCCGCUGCCACUGGCCACCGUACUCCUCGUCUCCAAUCUCAACGAAGAGAUGGUCACGCCUGACGCUCUCUUUACCCUUUUCGGCGUGUAUGGCGAUGUGCAGCGAGUGAAGAUCCUCUACAACAAGAAGGAUUCUGCGCUCAUUCAGAUGGCGGAGCCUCACCAAGCCCAUCUAGCGAUGACCCACAUGGACAAGCUGCGCGUGUUCGGCAAGGCGAUGCGAGUGAUGCUGAGCAAGCACCAGACCGUGCAGUUGCCCAAGGAGGGGCAGCCCGACGCUGGACUCACCAGGGACUACUCGCAGAGCCCACUACACAGAUUCAAGAAGCCUGGCAGCAAAAAUUAUCAGAACAUCUACCCGCCCAGCGCGACGCUUCAUCUCUCGAACAUUCCAGCGACGGUCUCAGAAGACGAUAUCAAGGACGCGUUUACCAAACGGGGAUUCACCAUCAAAGCGUUCAAGUUCUUCCCGAAGGACCGCAAAAUGGCGCUGGUGCAGCUGCCGUCUAUCGACGACGCAGUGGCGGCUCUCAUCAAGAUGCACAACUACCAGCUCUCAGAGUCUAACCACCUCAGAGUGUCCUUCUCCAAGUCCAGCAUCUAAACGGACCGACCACAGUCUUCGGAAUAUCACACUAUAUUGCCAGUCUGCCCAUUUCGAGACUCUGCCGCAACACGUGCCUCUCAACUCGACUUUACUCUUAAAUAUUAUUUUUAAUACGGGGCACUCGUACACCCUUCGGCCGAGUCCGUAUCGGCUGGCAACAACGUACCUCUCACAAUCGAGAAUUUCACUCGACUGAAAAGUAAAUUAUAAUCUGUAUUACGCUUACUCGGAUCACUAGAAAUUAAGUGCUACUCUAUUUUCUUAAUAAAUACGUACGUUUUACUGUUACUGUACAUCCUAAUCUAAGGUAUCGUCGUCAUGGAGGCAGCUAAGGCUUCACGUUAUAUUUUUACACUCGACUAAACGUACCUAUACUAUACUUACAACAGAGAGGGUUUUUUGUAUGUGUGAUAUUCAUUCCAUUCAUUAUAAUAAUUUAUUUUUUAAAACUCCAGUGAUUUCACUGUAUUAUGAUUUCUUAUCAAAUUCUGAUCACUAUAAUAUACUUAUUGCAAUUAGAUUGCGCUAGAUUUAUUUACAUUUGUCAACUUUUAUGUUCUGAUUGCAAUGUAAAACAUUGCCUCUGUUUACAGUCGUAUGGGUUGUGUGAAAUACCACCAUACGUUUAAAUUCAAUAUUAUCAGAUUGUUAAAAAUAUUUCUUUUCACAUAUAAUUUGCAGUUAUAAGUCUAAAAUUAUAUUUUAUAAAUAUAUUUUAUUCUCUAUUUUAAUAUGCACAAUUUACUAUUAUUGCAUUUCUUUAAUGAGUAUGAUAAUUAUAUAGUUUUGUACGCAUACACAUUUUUCUUAUUUUAUGAUUACUGGAAUGUUACGGUUAGAAAUGUGUAUGUGUGUGCAAUAUUAGUUUUAGUGAUAAUUUGUAAUAAUAUAUUUUAGACGUCUUCUACGGCCGGCCCACGGCGCCUUCUACGAUGCUUCCAAACUUGUUUCGUUGUUUAGAAGAAUAUCUCUGUUUUCGUUUCUUCAAUUAGUUAGUGUAAUCACAACUCUUAUUACUAAGCAUCUAGAUUUAUAUAUCACUGUUUAAUCGUUACGUUCUGUGACAUAAUAGUGACAUGAUGCAUUUAUUUUGAUGUUAAUUUAUAUUAAUGGUAGCUACAACAUUUUAUAAAUGCUCGUGCAUACAGUUCACUAAGCAGUUAAUUUAUAGAAUAAUUAUUUAUUUUGUCUUGUGUCGAAGCUCCUCGCCAAUCCGCGCGGUGUGGACAUCAUCGCGAUGACGUAUUUUUUAGAAUAAUUUUCAGUAUAUUGUACUAAGAUGUGUCCACACUGUCGCGUCAAGUCGCGGCAUCAAAGUAUUAGCGAGAUCUGAUCUGCUCUGACAACAGCAGCGUUUACACUAGGUCACAAUAACUACAUUGAAACAGUAUUUUAGUUAAAUAUAUCUCCACUCCCAGCUUCAUUUUGUAUAUAGACACCCUCCGACUUCGAUUACUAAAGCUUUUCACGUUUCUUGGACUUUGCUGAGUUUCCAAUUGGUUUUCACACAUCUUUGCCUUCUUAAAUUAAUUAAAAUGCGUCUAGUCCAAUGCGAAAGAGAUUAAGUUUGUGGAUAAGUGAAUUUACGUUAUGAAGAAAUUGUAAUUCGUCUCAAUUCGUCUGAACUCUGGUAGGAAAGCUUUUGUAUAAAAAAAUGAUAUUUAUUAAAAAUUUGGUAAUGGGUAAUCUAUACCCAAGUAUAACCUAUCUAACCAUUAGGACCAGUUUUAAGUGUUCAGUUACACGUCCAGUUUAUGUGAUUAGGCAAAGAAUGCGUGAAACAGAUACCUGAAUUAUGACGAGUUAAGAUAACAAACGCCAUUCGCCAGAUGUCGCCAAUGCAUGCACAUCAAUUAAUAAUCUGGAAUGGCAACUUAUACAAUAUAAGUCACAAAUGUUAAGUCAAAAGCAUUACAUAUCUUGACAAUGCCACUGUUGGUAAUUGAUUUAGGUUAGAUGGAAGGCGAAUUGUGUUAUACAGAGUGGUUUACAUGUCGGUAGGACGUUUGAACGCAUAAUGUGGCACAAACUUCACGGCAGUUGUCCACAACACAGCGAACGGCCAAGACGGCAGGCUCAGGAUUUUCGUUUGUCAGUUAUUCCAACAUAUCCCCUUAACAGGAUACUGAUAGUCGAAAAUGUUAUUUCUUUUUAAUUAUUAAUUAUAGCAAUUUGAAUUCAUUAUAAAAUCACAUAUUUACACUAUUUUAAAUGUAUAUUAUACAUGCAUCACGUAAAUAAAUAAAAAUAGAGCUUAGUAAGUUGAUAAAACUGAAAAAUUAGAUUGUCAUUACGAUGUUAGUUAAGAUAAAAAUUAUCAUACAAAUUGUAUUAAUCAGUACCUACAUACGAUAAGGACAUAAAGUAGAUAUUUGGUUUAGAUAAUGUUAGGUGACCAGGGUGUGGUGAUAUUUUGCACGUUUUUGAAAAUGUUUUUCUAAUAGGGUGCAGGUUUCUGUGCCUGGGUUUUGAAAUAAUGUGAAUGUGGUAUGCGACUGGUGGAGGUCUGUUAAGGAGAAAUCGGCGGUAUCGCAUUUGUAAUUUUAAAAUAUUAUUAUGUAUUUAAUUAAUUAAAAAACAAAAUCACAAAAAAGGAGAUUACAUAUCCAUUGUAUUCAGCAUAGAACGCUACACACAUCCCGUUUCGUUUCCAGAACGACGUUAUGCUCUUGUAUAGAACUCCGCUCGAUCAGUUGCUUCUGCUCAAUCUAGACCUUAGUAAAUGUGUGUAGCGUUUUCAGGCCUAAUCGUUUUUCAGUAACAUUGGUAUUGACUAAUAGAUAAUUAUAGGGAUUUAUGUGUUUAGAGAAGUAUUUUAAAUAUUUAGAUAAUAAUGAUAAUAUUAUUAAAAAAUAAUAAAUAGAUCAGUGUUUAGGACGAGAUGCCAAAUUUAAAGUCAAUACACAUUAUUUUAGGUAAAAGGUAAUUGAGGUAAUCUUAACAUUUAUUGAAAAGUUGAUGAAAAUGUUACAGUUAAAUUAUAUUUGAGAGUUUUAUUAAGCGCAAUAUAUGCAAUUUUAUUCAUUGUAAGUGAACAUUGUUUCAAUUUGUUAGUUAAAGUUAUGCGUUGAGAAAAAGAUGUGGAAGUUGUUUUGAAUGUCUUCAUAUCAGUGUUUGUGAGAUGCGAUCGCUGCGCUCGCGCCGAGCUGUCCACACCGGCCGCGCCGCGCCGCGCGGCUCACUCGACAUAUCUGUGCAGAGAGCAUAUCCUGUAUAUGCUUAUUUUAUUGCGCUUUAUAAUAUAUAUCUCUUAUAUUAAGCUGUACUUGAUAUUUAAUAUUUCAUAGCGAAGUGAAUAAAGGCCAACAUAUCAGUAAAUAAACUUCGGCUAAGGCGCAUGUAGCAUAAAUUUUAUUCCUGAAACCCAAUUUUAAUGCCCGACUUCUGUUAUCAUUUUGGCCACUGCUAUUUCAUUAUUGUUUGAGAUGUCAUUUCUAUUUUCUUAUUUUAAUGUUAAGUCUUUUGUGUGGUUAAUUUCAUUCUUAUUUUUAAUUUCAUAAUUAAACUAUUAUUAUCAUUGAUAA